Molecule: messenger RNA, 2865 nt
Organism: Girardinichthys multiradiatus
Lineage: Eukaryota; Metazoa; Chordata; Actinopteri; Cyprinodontiformes; Goodeidae
Product: inactive all-trans-retinol 13,14-reductase
Exons: 11
Coding region: 46-1884 (612 amino acids)
Molecular function (GO): oxidoreductase activity
Source: RefSeq, a predicted model, not a curated record
GCCUUCUGAGGGAUUUGUUGUGCAGAAUAAUCACAGCCGAGAACAAUGUGGCUCCUGAUUCUUUUAGUCUGGUUGGUCAUAUGGGCUGGCGGCACCUACUGGUACCUGUUCAGGAAGCCCAGUCCUUUCUCCCUGGAGUCGGUGAGACCCCCUGGACCUCGUGAGUUUGACCAGAAGAAGAGAGACAAAGUCAUCAAGCAAGGUUUCAGUGUCGACAAAGUGCCCCAGAACCUGGAUGUGAUUGUAAUUGGAAGUGGGAUUGGUGGACUGACAGCUGGGGCCACACUUGCUAAAGCAGGAAAGAAAGUUCUGGUUCUGGAACAGCAUGACCAGGCUGGAGGCUGCUGCCACACUUACAUAGAAAAAGGUUUUGAGUUUGAUGUUGGUCUUCAUUACAUUGGUCAGGUCCAUGAGAACGGUCUGCUUCGAAUUGCUUUUGACCAGAUCACUGAGGGCCAGCUGGAGUUUCAGGAGCUAGAGCCACAUUUUGACACCAUCCAAAUUGGCCUUGGUGAUCAGAAGAGAGAGUACACGAUUUUCUCUGGGAAACAUGAGAUGAAAGCCCACCUGAUGAAGCAAUUUCCGAACGAGACAGAGGCUAUUGAGACAUUCUUCAAAAUAAUGAAGGUCUCAGCUAAGAAGACCCACUACCUGGCAAGUAUGAAGCUUAUUCCCCAGUGGGUCUGUUUAUUUCUGCUGAAGUCAGGCAUCGCAGAUCUCGUCUCCCCAGUCUUUCGGCUCUCUGGCACGCCUGCAACUGAUUUCAUUAACACCUUGACCAAAAACAAGGACCUCCAACUCGUCUUUUCUUACUUUUUCUAUGGUGUACCUCCAAAGGAGUCCAGCAUACUGAUCAACGCCCUCCUGAUCCAUCAUUACAAACGAGGUGCCUACUACCCUAAAGGUGGAGCCAGUGAGAUCGCCUUCCACAUUAUCCAAACUAUUCAGAAAUAUGGAGGGAACUGUCUGGUUAGAGCCCCUGUCUCUCAGAUCCUGGUUGAUGAGAAGGGAUCAGCCUACGGUGUGAAGGUGAAGAAAGGUCAGGAGGAAGUGGAGGUCCAUGCACCUGUAGUGGUUUCAAACUGUGGCGUCUUUACCACCUUCCAGAAACUCCUAACACCUGAGAUUCAGGUGAAACAUGAUAUUCAGGAAAGACUGAACAUGAUGAAGCACGGCAGAGGGUCAUUCUUGAUCUUUUCUGGCUUUGAUGGAACUGCAGAGGAACUGGGUCUUGUGUCUACAAACUUCUGGGUUUUCAAAGACAAUGACAUGGAUAAGUCGAUGGAGGACUUUUUUGCAAUGAGUAAAGAGGAGGCACCUGAUAAUAUCCCCAUGAUGUUCAUCACAGUACCAUCUGCAAAAGAUCCUGAAGCCAAAAUACGUCAUCCAGGAAAAUCUUGCAUGACGAUACUGACCAUGGUCAAGUAUGAAUGGUUUGAAGAGUGGAAGAAUACUACUGUGCGGAAAAGAGGUGAUGAAUACUACAACUACAAAAUGCGAUUUGCAAAGAACCUCUUUGACUGGGCCUGUACUGUAUUCCCUAAAAUCAAAGACAAGCUUGUUUUCCAAGACGUGGCAACUCCACUGACUAAUAUGCACUAUCUGGGAGCUCAGCGUGGAGCCAUGUACUCCGCCGAGCACAACGUGGAGCGUUUUUAUGCUGAGACUGUAGCCAGGAACAGAUGCAGCACUCCUGUAAAAAAUCUCUACAUUUCAGGCCAAGAUGUGUUCAGUUGUGGCAUUGCAGGCGCUCUGCAUGGCGGACUCCUCUGCGCCUCCACAGUGUUGGAUCACAUCGUCUACAUCAACCUACUCUUCCUCAAAAAGAAGCUGAAGAGAAAGAAAGCCAGAGAGCUGGCCCAGCUGGAUAAGAAGAAACUGUAGGGCGAAAACUUCUCACUACCAUCCCCUGCAGGAAGAUUAGGAAAAUGCAAAACACGAUGAAGCCAAAAUGUUUGGUUUCCAUGGGGACAGUGAGAUUUUAUAUUUGUACUGCUUGUUUAAUGUGGUGAAUUAUUAUUAUUAUUAUUAUUAUUAUAUGAAAGCUCUGUUUUUUUGGUUUAAGUGUACCAAUAUUAAGAAAAUAGGAUGGAGCAUGGGACCAUUAAAGCUGAAGAAGUUGUUAUGGGUUUUCUGUUGUAAUUUAGAUCUAAACUAGUUGGAUAUAAAUGAGCCUGAAUAUUUAAUUAUAUUUUGUGGCUAUUGGUAUUCUACUAGUAUUUGUUCCAGAGCUUGGGCUGGUUUUACUAGGGAUUAGUUUAUCUUAAAGGGAUAGAUCAGAUAUUUUGAAUGAGUAGUAAAUACUGCCAUAUUGUCCCUGCAGAAAAUGGCUUAGCAUUUUCACUUUGAUUAAACAGAGGUUUCCACUAAAACAACACAAUAGAGAGCAAACCAGAUUUGUUCAUGCAAGAUCAGUUCAUGCAAACUGUACUUAGCGAACUUUGAAGUCACAGACACACCUGUAUUGGACUGUUAUUUACAUUGACUACUUGCAUUAUUUAAAAAGAAAAAACAACCAAAAAACAGUAACAGUGUUACCUUAAAAUGGCCCAGAGAAGGUGCAGAUGUAAACUCAACUGUCUGUUGUUGCAUUUUUGUAAACAAACCUUAGGGUAUUGCUCUGCAUCUUAUGAUAUUGAUAGUAGAAAGAAAAAUGCAUGAGAAAUUGUUUUAAACAAUUUAAGCAUAAGCUGUUUAGCUGAAACCCAGAAUUUUGUUCUCAUAUAUUAUAUAUAAGAAAAAUAUGUAUAUUGAUAUAUUAAUCAAAAUAUCUUUUUAUGAUUUUUAGAAUGGUUAAGUCAAAAUGGGCUUAUAGAGGCCAGACUCCAUGCAUGUCAGCAAAUGAUUAAAUUAAAUAUUACCUAA